AUGGCGAAGCAGCCGUGCAGAUACUUCGCGGCAGGCAAGUGUCGCUUCGGUGACGCUUGUCGCUUCUCCCACGAAGCCACGGGCAAGGAGACGUCGCAAGGUGACGCUCGCCAUCGCCCACGGACCGCCGACAUCCACCCAUUGCUCAAGACCUGGCGCUUCUCCAUCCCCAAGCAGAGCGACAGGCUUCGUAGCACACCACUUGGCGACGGUGCCCUGGCAACCUUUCUGGACCAGACCCUCCAACUUAUCGAAAGCAGCUAUGAGAACCUGCAGCGCGUCAUCUCCGAUCUCGCCACCGACGCUGGACUCAUUCGGAUGCGCGAGCUUCUGGACCGCCCCUACGAUACUCUAUCGGAUGACAGACUCGCCGCCACUUGGGAAAAGCUGCUCCUUCCAUACUUCAAGGUCCUGUCGCAUGACAACGUCCUGCAGUCGUCUGUCCUCGAAGUUCGCCAUGCCACCUUACUCAACGACUUAUACGGCGUUUCUGGACGACAGGGUGCAAAUGUGUUCAAAGCCGUGGCUCGCCACUUGGUCGCUGGCGUUGCUGAAGAUGAGUUGGGAAUUUCCAUCGCAGUGCUGGCCCUGAUGCUAGAAAAGAACAGCAGUGCCAAAGUCAAUGAGGAGAUUUGCGCGGCUGCUGAGGUUCUUGUUGCUCUGCUCGAUCUUUCCAAGCUUGAUCGCGCUACGACAAGACAUCUGCGAACGAUCAAGACUGCUCUUGAGCUUGGCUUCGAAAUUCCAGAACUCGUCUCAAAGGUUGCCGCCACCAAGACGAAUGACAUCAAGCCAACAUUUACGCUUGCUCAAGACAUGCCAGGAGAGCUGUCAUCUCAAGGCCCGCGUCAUGACAACGACUUUCCCGACAUCCGCGACAUUCAGAUAUUACCCACCAUUGAAGAGGUGAUUAGUCCCAGGUCGGAAUAUUUGCCACGCGAGAACCCGAGUGACUGGCACAUCGAUGGAUUGCCAGGUCUAAUUGAUCGUCAAUUCCGCCUGGUUCGCGAGGAUACCGUUGGCCAACUGAGAGAUGCCGCCAGAGUCCAACUCGAGCGACUCCAGAAUCCGCUUGCUACCAUCAGCUCGGAAGGACAAGGUGCCCGCGUCUACUCCUACAAUAAUGUCAUGUUGGAAGAUGUCUUCUUCAAUGAUCAGAAAGGUCUGAUGUUCCUCUUCUCUUUUGACCAGCCACAGAAUCUCAAAGGCAAAUCUGUCACCUUCCGGCAGGAAUGGUGGAAGGAAUCUCGCAGGCUGGGCUCUGAGUCUCUGAUAUGCCUUCUCUCCACUGCAGGCGAAGCCACAUUCUUGGUGGUUAUUGGGUCAGACCGCGACAGCAAGAAGGUUCGAUCACGGUACUCGUUAGCAUCUGACCCGUUGCGAGCAUAUGUCAUUGCGCAGGUCCCUGGCUCGGAUCCGGGCCAAACCACCCGUUUUCUCUCUCGUUGCACCACGCAAGCCGUAGCCGCGCGCAGCAUCAUUGAAUUUCCUGGUGUCAUACUGCCCGCAUUCGAGCCAACACUCAAAGCGCUCCAAAGCAUGGCCAAUACGCUCGAUCUGCCAUUCGCCGAGAUUCUGCUCCCGACCCAGAACCAAAUCAGCUUACCACCGCCUGCGUACUCGCUCAGGAAUGGGUUUAAGUUCGACCUUCGCAGUCUCUUGUCCGACGAUGAGCGUGACGAUCUGCAGCAGAAUUCGGGCGGAGAGCGAGUGCCACAGGCACUUAUCGACAGAAGUAUACUUGACGAUGCGCAGCGGAAGGCGGUGAAGCAUGCACUUGAGAACUCAUUCACGCUCAUUCAGGGACCUCCUGGCACCGGAAAGUCGUUCACUGGAGUCAAACUCAUCCAAACACUUCUGGACAACAAGCGUGAGGCCAAGCUUGGCCCGAUCAUCUGUGUCUGCUACACUAACCAUGCGCUUGAUCAACUUCUCGAGCAUCUGGUCGACGCUGGUGUCAAACAACUCAUACGUAUUGGCUCGGGCUCAAAGAGCGAGAGGCUUGCUGCGGUCAACAUACGCAAUGUCGCCCGGAACUCCAGUCUCACAAAGGUUGAGGGCCACUCUUGGGGCAGAGCUAAGGAGUCAAUCAAGGAGAGUAGUCAGGUCAUUGGAUCCGCACUCUCGCGCUUGGACCGAAUGCUUAGUAGUGACGACGAGACAAUGUCCUUCCUCGCCAAGAAUUAUCCACAAAUUCAUACUGAAGUGAUGCAAUUCGACGUGGAGGAUGGUUGGACCAAGGUCACGCAUGACAGGUCACGAUCACCUUUGCAGCAGUGGCUCCAAGCCGGACCAAUUAAGCACCCAACAGGAGACCUGCCCCUCGCAGAUCUUCAGAAUGGUUUAAUACCACUCGCUCAGAUGAGUCCGAGAGAGCGACAGACUCUGCAUCGUUUCUGGCUUGACACCAUGACCAGCAGCAUUCAUCAGGACCUUAAGGUGCAUCUAACAGCUUUCAACGAGGACAACUCUACCAUAGUAUCGCUUCUUGGUAGUGUUGACUUGCGAAUUCUUGCUGAUGCAAGUGUCAUCGGCGUUACCACUACUGGCUUGGCUCGCAACCUCCAGCAUCUUCGCAAGCUCAACUCGAAAAUUCUCGUUGUUGAAGAAGCAGGCGAGGUGCUUGAAGCUCACCUACUCACAGCAAUGCUGCCUUCUCUCGAGCAUGCCAUAUUGAUCGGCGACCAUCAGCAAUUGCGGCCUAAGGUUCAAAACUAUGAGCUGUCAGUUGACAACCCACGAAGUCGGAUUGCUUUGGAUGUAUCUCUUUUCGAGAGACUAGUCCAUCCGCGCGUCCAAGGCGCUCAGCCAUUACCCUUCGUCACACUAGAGACGCAGAGACGAAUGCAUCCUUACAUUUCUCGCCUUGUUCACGACACCCUUUAUCCGAAUCUUCAAGACGCAGAUUCCGUCCAGCAAUAUCCCCACGUCCGUGGUGUACGCCCUCGGCUCUUCUGGCUCGACCACAAGAACAAAGAAGAUGCUCAAAACGAUAAUCUGCAUAGUACUUCCCACACGAAUCGUUGGGAAGUCGACAUGGUUGUCGCCCUGGUGAGCCAUCUUCAGAGGCAGGGAGUUUAUGCUUCAAACGACAUCGCUGUGCUCACUCCCUAUCUUGGACAGCUGAGGAAGCUGAGGCGGCAGCUUAGCAGCUCAGCAGAGAUCAUCCUGAAUGAACGUGACGCUGAAGACCUUGCACAUGAGGAGUCUGAAGAAGAAGAAGAAGAAGCACUGCCUGCUUCAGCAGAAGCCGCGAUGCGUCGACCGUCUGUGAGCAAAGGCAAGCUUCUGCAAGCUGUUCGGCUUGCUACGGUCGAUAAUUUCCAAGGUGAAGAGGCCAAGGUCGUCGUAAUCUCACUAGUGCGCAGCAACGAUCAAAUGAAGUGCGGAUUCCUGCGCACUUCGAACAGGAUCAAUGUUCUGCUAUCCCGCGCUCAGCAUGGCAUGUACAUCAUCGGCAACUCUGCAACGACGUCCAACGUGCCAAUGUGGCAAGGCGUCAUCAACAUCUUCAAGUCGGAGGCGAAUAUUGGCACCACAUUGGAGCUUGCUUGCCCACGUCAUCCAGAUACACCUCUGCAAAUUCAUGAGCCGGAGGACUUUGCUCGCGUCGCUCCCGAAGCAGGCUGUGAUCUUCUAUGCGGCAAGCAGCUACCUUGUGGCCACUCAUGUCCGCAAAAGUGCCACGCAGAGGCUUUACACAACAGCGUGUACUGUUUGAAAGACUGCAAUCGUCCAAAGACUGGGUGCAGUCACCCGUGCGAAUUGCCAUGCGGAGCCGAAUGCGCAUCGCGCUGCGAUGUCGUUGUUCAAUGCAACCUCACCCUUCCAUGCGGGCAUGUCGUAUCAGCUCUGCCUUGUUGGCAACUGCAAGACCAAUCCAAGAUCCGCUGCGAGGUGCAGGUGGAACGCAAGGUAUCCAAUUGCGGACAUGAGGUGGUGGUAGCCUGCCAUGUCUCGGUGGAUGGCCCUUCUUACAUGUGCACAGCGCAGUGCUCAGCGUCGUUAGAGUGCGGCCACUCGUGCCAGAAGCCUUGCCGUGACUGUCGACGCGACAUCAAAACCGGCGAAGUGAAGAACACCGAUCAUGGCCCGUGCCUGCAGAUCUGCGGUCGCGAUUUCAACACAUGCAGCCACUCCUGCAAGGAAUAUUGUCAUCCGGACGAAGACUGCCCUCCGUGCUCACAACCGUGCGUCACAAGCUGCAUUCAUUCCAAGUGCUCCAAGCUUUGUCACGAGCCUUGCAUGCCAUGCACAGAAGAAAAGUGCCCAUCGAGCUGCCCUCAUACUGCUUGUCAGAUGCCCUGCGGUGCGCCCUGCGACUGGGUGCCAUGCUCGCAACGCUGCCAGAAGACACUUUCUUGUGGACAUCUGUGCCCAUCAAUAUGUGGCGAGCCGUGCCCAGCAGCACGGUACUGCCAAGUAUGCGCUGAUGAAGAGAUUCUUGAUGUCCGUGUUGACAUCUACACGAUGGAGACGUAUGCUGAGGUCGAUCUGGAUCAGGCGCCUUGCCUCUUUCUUCCUUGCGGUCAUAUUUUCACGAUGGAAACCCUCGAUGGUCAAAUGGAAAUGUCGACUCACUACAACACGGAAUUAUCUGGUGAUUUCGAAGUACCCACUUCACUCAAAGGCGACAUUCUCCCGCUGUCUUACGAAAAGAUCAAGACUUGCCCCGAUUGCCGAGGCUCUUUACGGAGCGUGGCUAGGUAUGGCCGCAUUGUGCGCCGCUCAUUGCUUGAUGAAAGCACCAAGAAGUUCAUCAUCUGGUCCAAUCGCACCUACAUGCCCCUGGCCGACCAACUGAAAGAAUACCAGGGUGAUCUUUCAGAGACGGUCGAUGAGGCUCGGCUUUCUGGAGACAUCGUCCUGCAUGGAACCAAGGGUAUUGAACAUGCGUUGAGAGCAAAAACGGGGGCUCGUUACCAGCCACUCCUGAAGCUGCGUACGACCAUUGCGACAUUCAUACAGAAAGUGAGGAAGGAGGAGCAGCCGUUUCAGAAAGUCCGCGACCUGGUUGAGGCUGUGCGUCGCCGCAAUCAGUCCGAUCUACCUGCAUUUGAAUUCGACCAGAGCAUUUUGCAGACCAGAGGACAGUUGCUGGCGCAAGCACUGUUCAUUCGCUGCGAGCUCGUCUUGCUUACCGACCUUGUCACUGUUUGGGAGAAGCUGCCGCAGAAGCUGAAAGACACUGCUAAGCUUUGGCUGGUGCUUGACAAGAACCGUGAUGAUUGCAAUGCAUUAAUGAUAAGCGCAAUCAAGUCUGCUCACGUCUUGCAGCAAGCCGAGUGUCACAUCUUCUGGGCGCAUUUCGCGGCUUUGGAGAUUACUGUUCUGGCUCACUCUCACAGGUCUCAAAUGAUAGAAGCACUUCAGCGUGCGGGUAACAAGCACCUUGAUGAAGCAGAGGCGAUUUGCAACCAGUACGCUGGCCAAACAGCUCCCGUAUCUGGCGAAGUCUCGGCAAUUCGCAAGAUGCUGAAGACUUCUGUAUCAUCGGUCUCCGCAAACGAACUGCGCAUGGUCGUUGCUGCAAUGGCGACCGAAUUUUUAGGCACCGGACACUGGUACCGUUGCGCCAACGGACAUCUUUUCACCAUUGGCGAAUGCGGCAUGGCUAUGCAGCUUUCUCGAUGCCCUCAGUGCGGCGCAGCUGUGGGUGGGCAGCAUCAUCGGGCUGCUGAAGGUGUCACCCACGCUCGAGAUAUCGAAGAGCAGUUUGGUCAAUUGCGAAUCUGA
Messenger RNA from Pseudocercospora fijiensis CIRAD86, 5736 nucleotides. RefSeq lists its product as uncharacterized. The coding region runs from base 1 to 5736 and encodes 1911 amino acids. Lineage: Eukaryota; Fungi; Ascomycota; Dothideomycetes; Mycosphaerellales; Mycosphaerellaceae. Gene Ontology annotation, biological process: regulatory ncRNA-mediated heterochromatin formation. Gene Ontology annotation, cellular component: nuclear RNA-directed RNA polymerase complex; nucleus. Gene Ontology annotation, molecular function: helicase activity; zinc ion binding. The transcript is spliced from 3 exons. The record is from RefSeq and is a predicted model, not a curated record.